AUGGGAAAUAAGUCUAUUUGUUGUUCCACUUAAGCAGAAUUCCAAUCUUAGAUUUGUAGAUUAGAUGGAAGGCCUCAAGCAUAGAUUAUUUAAUCAACAGAUUUAAAUGGCUGUAGAGUAGUUUUAAGCUUAGGAAAAUUAUUUAAUGAAUUAGUAGACAUAAUUGUAUUACCUACAACUUAAAAAUUGAAACUUAAUUAUUAGGCAUCAGAACACAUUAAGUAGUUUAUGUGAUUAAUUUAACAGAAAAUUUGCUAGUGAUUAAAUAUUGAAUGAAUUGCAUCAAAUUCUAUUGAGCUAAGGAGGAAAAGUAUAAUUAGGAUCAGUUGUACAUACACAUGCUGGAGAAGUAUUAUAUUGUAUAAUGAUUUUAGAUGCCAUAUGAUUAUUUAUUUUUUACUGUAUUGCCUAGUUCUACUGAUGCAUCAAUAAUUGUUUUGAAUGAAUCAUUUGAAUAAGAGAUGGUGUGUUCACUUGAGGAGAACUUCAGGGUAAAUUCUAUAACAGCAUAUGCUGAGAAGAGAAAAAUGGAUUCUACAUAGUCUAGAGAAAUUUAAAUUGUUUAUGAAGCUAUAGUUAAUUGUUUAGAAAAAGCUACAGAAUUGGGAGCUAAAUCAAUUGCUUUUUCAUUGAUGGAUUAACAAAUUAAUCAAAUUGCAAGAAGUAAAUUAGCUUCAGUUAUGCUUUUUGCAAUUAAAAGUUUCUUAAGAGAAUAUGGUAGUAAGACUACUUUAGUUGAAAUAAGAAUUUCAUCAUGUGAAGCUCCAUAAUUCAAAAUAUAUAAAACCUAUAUGAAUUAAAUUUUAAAUGAUUAGGGUGAAACUACUAUUGAGAAGUUGUUUUAAUAAGAAGAGUAAAUUUAUUAAUAAGAAUUCAAAAUUGACAGUUAGACUGAAAUAAAGAGAGAUGAUAUUCGAAAGUUUUGUAAUGGAUGUAAGGAAGAAAAUUAAAAGACAAAGGAAUUUAAAAGUUCUUUUUGA
Messenger RNA from Paramecium primaurelia, 980 nucleotides. Lineage: Eukaryota; Ciliophora; Oligohymenophorea; Peniculida; Parameciidae. The record is from the annotation of a GenBank genome assembly.